AGCUGCCAAAUGCACAUGUAACAGGUCAGCCAGUGUCAUAGGUACAAAUCUGCUGACAGGUGCACUUUAAGUGACACCCAGCCCUGGAUCCAGAGGGGCCCAAAAGGUCCCACUGCCCCAUAUGAGGGAUCCAGGUGCAUGGGAUUGCUCAGGGACCAAUUACAGGUUUUGCAUUGAGAUCCAGGAGCUUCAAGCCGGAUACAUUUCAGAUGAGAAUUUUGUGGACCUAGGUUGUCUGGGUUGGGUUGCCCCCUUAUCAUUGAGGUCACUUGGUGAUGACAAGUGACAUUUUUAAUCACUUGCCCAUUUUAUCAUGGUGGGUAACAGUGGAGACACGUGGACCUGGGUGGUUACAAGUGUUGUUUAUAUUUACAGGUCCGUUUCCAGGAGUCAUUGAAGUUCAGGGGACGGGUGGAGGCCUCCUGGAUUACAAGGCGAGCCUGCUGGCUAAUAGAGGCUUUGCCACGCUGGCAUUAGCUUACUAUAACUAUGAAGAUCUACCUAAAGACAUGAAGGAGCUUCGUCUGGAAUACUUCGACUGGUCCAGGUCCGUUUCCAGGAGUCAUUGAAGUUCAGGGGACGGGUGGAGGCCUCCUGGAUUACAAGGUCCGUUUCCAGGAGUCAUUGAAGUUCAGGGGACGGGUGGAGGCCUCCUGGAUUACAAGGCGAGCCUGCUGGCUAAUAGAGGCUUUGCCACGCUGGCAUUAGCUUACUAUAACUAUGAAGAUCUACCUAAAGACAUGAAGGAGCUUCGUCUGGAAUACUUCGACUGGUCCAGGUCCGUUUCCAGGAGUCAUUGAAGUUCAGGGGACGGGUGGAGGCCUCCUGGAAUACAAGGCGAGCCUGCUGGCUAAUAGAGGCUUUGCCACGCUGGCAUUAGCUUACUAUAACUAUGAAGAUCUACCUAAAGACAUGAAGGAGCUUCAUCUGGAAUACUUCGAAGAAGCAGUAAACUAUAUGCUGCAACAUCCCAAGGUGAAGGGUCCGGGGAUAGGUCUCCUUGGCCAUUCUAAAGGUGGAGACUUGGUGCUUUCUAUGGCCUCCUUCCUUAAAGGCAUAGCGGCCACAGCUGUUGUGAAUGGCUCGGUGGCGAAUUCUGUCGGAAUCCUUCACUACAAGGACAACACUCUGCUUCCUAUUGGCUUUGAUGUUAAAAAGUUAAAACACCACGAGCCAGGAGUGGGCGAUAUCCGCGAUGUAUUUCAUAAUCCACUAGAAGAGGCUAACCGCAAGAGCCUUAUUCCUGUUGGGAAAGCCGACUGCAAGUUUCUGUUUAUUGUGGCAGAAGAUGACAGGAACUGGAAGAGUGACUUUCACGCCCAAGCGGCGUGCCAGCUUCUGCAAGAGGAGGGCAAAGAAAAGCCUGAAGUGGUGUACUAUCCCAAAGCCGGCCAUUACCUAGAGCCGCCCUACCUCCCCUUGUGUAGGGUGUCUAUGCACAGGCUUGUUGGUCUUCCCGUGGUUUGGGGAGGAGAACCAAAAGCUCAUGCAAUGGCACAAGUGGACUCAUGGCAGAGAAUUCAGGCCUUCUUGCACAGGCAUCUAAAAAAUUACCUGGAGAAUAAAUUAUGACCAUAUUGUAUUAUGAGCACAUGGCCUUAAAGGGGUUCUGUUAAAGGGGAAUAUUAAUUAUUAAUAUUUUGCAUUAUAAUUCAUAUUAAUAAAUAGUGCUAUUGUUG
This is a messenger RNA of Bufo gargarizans (Asiatic toad), 1679 nucleotides long. Its product is annotated as acyl-coenzyme A thioesterase 1-like. Gene Ontology annotation, molecular function: fatty acyl-CoA hydrolase activity. Gene Ontology annotation, biological process: fatty acid metabolic process; acyl-CoA metabolic process. The transcript is spliced from 5 exons. NCBI's taxonomy places the organism in Eukaryota, Metazoa, Chordata, Amphibia, Anura, Bufonidae. The record is from RefSeq and is a predicted model, not a curated record. Bases 913 to 1572 code for a protein of 219 amino acids.